Messenger RNA from Peromyscus leucopus (white-footed mouse), 2277 nucleotides. Its product is annotated as UDP-glucuronosyltransferase 2B15-like. The record is from RefSeq and is a predicted model, not a curated record. The transcript has 6 exons. NCBI's taxonomy places the organism in Eukaryota, Metazoa, Chordata, Mammalia, Rodentia, Cricetidae. The coding region runs from base 41 to 1630 and encodes 529 amino acids. Gene Ontology annotation, molecular function: UDP-glycosyltransferase activity.
GGAGAACAUUACAUGAACAAGAGCCUUAUGACUUCCCAGGAUGCCUGUGAAGUGGAUGUCAGUUCUGCUGCUCCUGCAGAUGAGUUGUUACUUCAAGCAUGGGAAUUGUGGGAAGGUGUUGGUAUGGCCGAUGGAAUUCAGUCAUUGGAUGAAUCUGAAGAUAAUACUGGAUGAACUUGCACAGAGGGGUCAUGAAGUGACAGUUCUGAGACCCUCAUCUUCCAUCUUUCUUGAUCCCCAAAAAUCACCUAGCCUGAAGUUUGAAACUUUUCCUACAUCUAUUAGUAAAGAUGAUCUGGAAAUUUUUUAUACACAAUGGGUCAUUGGCUGGAUGAAUGAAGUACCACGAGAUACAUGCUUGAGAUAUUUUCCAUCGCUGGAUGAAGUGUAUAGGCAAUAUUCUGAUCUGUGGCUAAAUCUGUGUAAAGAAGCUGUUUUAAACAAACAGCUUCUGACAAAACUGCAAGAAUCGAAGUUUGAUGUCCUUCUUUCAGAUCCACAUGGUCCCUGUGGUGAGCUGAUAGCUGAAAUACUCCAAAUACCCUUUGUAUACAGCAUUCGCUAUUUUCCUGGCUAUGCAAUAGAAAAGACUAGUGGAGGACUUCUUUUCCCUCCCUCUUAUGUACCUAUUAUUUUGUCAGGAUUAAGUGGUCAAAUGACAUUUAUGGAGAGGGUGGAAAAUAUGAUGUGCAUGCUUUAUUUUGACUUUUGGUUCCAGCCAUUUAAUGAGAAGAAAUGGGGUCUGUUUUACACUGAAGUUUUGGGAAGACCUACUACAUUAGCUGAAAUGAUGAAGAAAACAGAGAUGUGGCUUAUUAGGUCUUACUGGGAUUUGGAGUUUCCUCGCCCAGUCUUACCAAAUGUUGUUUUUAUUGGUGGACAUCACUGCAAACCUGCCAAACCCUUGCCCAAGGAAAUAGAAGACUUUGUCCAGAGUUCUGGAGAACACGGUAUUGUGGUGUUUUCUCUGGGAUCAAUGGUCAGCAACAUGACAGAAGAAAAGGCCAUGGCAAUUGCAUCAGCCCUUGCACAAAUUCCACAAAAGGUUCUAUGGAGAUUUGAGGGCAAGAAACCAAAAAAUUUAGGACCGAAUACUCAUGUGUACAAGUGGAUCCCCCAGAACGACCUUCUGGGUCAUCCCAAAACCAAAGCUUUUGUAACUCAUGGUGGAGCCAAUGGGGUCUAUGAGGCGAUCCAUCAUGGGAUCCCCAUGGUCGGCAUCCCUUUAUUUGGGGAACAACGUGAUAACAUUGCUCACAUGAAAGCCAAAGGAGCCGCUGUUGGGUUGGAAUUCAGCACGAUGUCCAGUUCAGAUUUGCGCAAUGCACUGAAGGCAGUCAUUAACAACCCUUUCUAUAAAGAGAAAGCUAUGUGGUUGUCAACCAUUCACCACGACCAGCCUAUGAAGCCCCUGGACAGAGCUGUCUUCUGGAUUGAGUUUGUCAUGCGCCACAAAGGGGCCAAGCACCUGAAGUCACUUGCGUUUAACCUCACCUGGUACCAGUACCACUCUCUGGAUGUGAUUGGAUUCCUACUCGUCUGUGUGGCAGCCAUGGCUUUCCUUGUUGUAAAAUGCUGCUUGACUGUUUUCCGAUUCUUUGUAAGGACAGGAAAGAAAAAAAGAGAAUAGAGCUCUUUAAUAACAUGAAUAACAUCUACAGCCAUGAUGGGGAGGACUAUUCCAUUCAACUCUAACACUGUUUCAGGUGCAGCAAGAUUAUCUUUCUUGAUUUAGAAGAAACUGGGCUAUUUAGUUUAUAUGUAUAUAUAUUACAGCUUAAAACUUAAAAGAUUAACAAUUCCAAAUCUGUAUUUUCUCACAUAAUUAUAUUUCAUACUUAUUUAUUGAUGUAAUAAUCCUGAGAAUAAUGACAAUCACAGAAACAUCGACCUGUUUACUGGAGAAAAAAAGAGGGCCUGACAUAUAACUGUGAAUUUGCAGAUAUAUAGUUUUUUAAAUAAAAUGGAAGGAAAUGGACAUUCUGUCUGUCAAAGAAGAUUUUUUUUAAACCAGCAAAGUAGAGGGAAGAGAAUUCAGGAUACACUGAAGCCAACUCUAUAAGAAAAAGACAGCUGUUCUGACUCCAUUUUGUAUUUUGUUAGACAGUUCUCCAUCCUAUCCCUUCCUCUCCCAACAGUCAUGGCAGCCCAGGCCACAUGUUUGAGAUUUCCAUGCCCUUGACCAUCGUCUAGAUGUAUUAACUGAAAUAAUCAACAAAUUAGGUCUAAAAUAACUACCGUGUUCUGCCAGAAAUAAACACUUCAAGGUUACUUUGA